Molecule: messenger RNA, 1642 nt
Organism: Neltuma alba
Lineage: Eukaryota; Viridiplantae; Streptophyta; Magnoliopsida; Fabales; Fabaceae
Product: inner membrane protein PPF-1, chloroplastic
Exons: 11
Coding region: 97-1455 (452 amino acids)
Biological process (GO): protein insertion into membrane; thylakoid membrane organization; protein localization to chloroplast
Cellular component (GO): chloroplast thylakoid membrane
Molecular function (GO): membrane insertase activity
Source: RefSeq, a predicted model, not a curated record
UUCCACUGCCAAAGCUUCCUCAUCUCCCUUCCUCCCACCCUUCUGUCAAUGAGAAGCUGAACUGUAUUUGUCUCAUCCUCCGUAAGCUUCUCUUCCAUGGCGAAGACAUUAAUCUCCUCUCCUUCGUUCAUCGGCACCCCUCUUCCUUCUAUCUCUCGCCUUGGUCUACACACCUUCCAUCUCCCUCAUCGUAGGCUGGUCAGCACCCGAGUUAAAUUCAGCUUCCACGAAAUCCCCCCUAUUCACUCCCUCAGUGAUUCAUUUGACCUCAGUCAAGUCGUUACUAGAGCUGAAGCGCUUCUUUAUACCCUUGCUGAUGCCGCGGUUUCUGCCGAUCCUGGUGCUGGUGCUGCGGCAUCGACCUCCACUGAUGUUGUCGCGCAGAAGAACGGAGGGUGGUUCGGUUUUAUUUCUGAAGCCAUGGAGUUUGUUCUCAAGGUGUUAAAAGAUGGCCUGAGUGCUGUGCAUGUGCCUUACGCAUAUGGAUUUGCUAUUAUAUUGCUCACUUUUAUUGUUAAAGUUGCUACAUUUCCCUUGACAAAGCAACAGGUUGAAUCAACACUUGCUAUGCAAAAUCUUCAACCAAAAAUUAAGGCCAUCCAAGAAAGAUACGCUGGCAAUCAGGAAAGAAUACAACUCGAGACAUCAAGGCUAUACAGGCAAGCGGGUGUCAAUCCAUUGGCUGGUUGUUUACCGACUUUGGCUACCAUUCCUGUCUGGAUAGGUCUCUACCAAGCUUUAUCAAAUGUGGCAAAUGAAGGGCUUUUGACAGAAGGAUUUUUUUGGAUCCCCUCUUUGGGUGGUCCUACUACCAUUGCAGCUAGACAAAGUGGAUCUGGAAUUUCUUGGCUUCUGCCAUUUGUGGAUGGUCAUCCACCGUUGGGCUGGCAAGACACCGCAGCAUAUCUUGUUUUACCCAUCCUUCUUGUUGUUUCUCAGUAUGUUUCUAUGGAAAUUAUGAAACCCCCCCAGACUGAUGAUCCGGCUCAAAAAAAUACACUUCUUGUUUUCAAGUUUCUUCCGCUCAUGAUUGGUUACUUCUCGCUGUCUGUCCCUUCAGGGCUAUCGAUUUACUGGUUUACAAACAACGUUUUGAGCACAGCACAACAAGUAUGGCUGCGCAAAUUAGGAGGUGCAAAGCCUGUUGUGAAUGAAAAUGCAAGUGGAAUUAUUACCGCAGGGCGUGCUAAACGAUCGGUUUCUCAGCCAGAAAGAACCGGUGAGAGGUUUAAACAGUUGAAGGAAAAAGAGAAAAAGAAGUCAAACAAGGCACUGCCUCAAGAAGAGGCUCAACCUCUGGCUUCUGUUUCUGAUUCUGAUGGUAGUUCAGAUGAGGAGAGUGAUGACAAGGGUGACGGAGUUGCGGAAGAAGCAUAUGCUUCAACAAUAAACAAGGAGGUUCCAAAUAUGAGGGAAAGAAGAAGCAAGCGCUCAAAGCGGAAGCGGACUGUAUAAAGCGAGUCCAUGCGGCUGUUUGUAGUUUGAAAGGAGACAUGUAUAUUACAAUCGAUUGUAUCUUAGCCUCCUGUGCCAUUUUUGGACUGGCUUAUUCAAAUUGAAUGUGUCAUUUAAUCAUGCAAUGAUGAGCUCUCGAUGACUAAUAUUAUACAAAGUAGGUAAAGAAAUUUGCCUCGUGGGUAAA